AUGCUGCCAAAGCGCAACCACGCUGAACCUUCCCCACCCUCCAAACAUACCGCUUUCUUCCCCCGUCUAAUUCAUAACAAAAAGCCAAAGAAACACAUCUGCCACCUUCCCAAACCCCUCCGCGUUGGCUUCCUCCUCGAGAGCUUCAACGACCCCGAUCUCCCUCUUAUCAUGCUCCGCCCACCAACUCCCAUGUGGGAAAUGUACAACGUUGAAGACCGCCUGUUCGAGCGCUCAGGCGACAAGUUCGUGUUGAAGAAGAGCAAAGAGCGCCCGGAUUUGAGGCAAGAGGCGAAUAACAUGCUGCCGGUGCCGGUGCCGAAGCUUGAGGACUUGCUCAUGUGCGGGGAUGAGGGCGAAGAUGAGGAAGUGGAAGUGGGGGGUGAGGGGUUGGGUGCGGAGUGCGAGGCUGACUAUCGGGCGUAUAUGGCUGGGAUGGGUUUGCUUGGGUAG
This is a messenger RNA of Bipolaris maydis ATCC 48331, 453 nucleotides long. RefSeq lists its product as uncharacterized. Lineage: Eukaryota; Fungi; Ascomycota; Dothideomycetes; Pleosporales; Pleosporaceae. The record is from RefSeq and is a predicted model, not a curated record.